Molecule: messenger RNA, 1500 nt
Organism: Cryptococcus amylolentus CBS 6039
Lineage: Eukaryota; Fungi; Basidiomycota; Tremellomycetes; Tremellales; Cryptococcaceae
Exons: 11
Coding region: 1-1500 (499 amino acids)
Biological process (GO): biosynthetic process; amino acid metabolic process
Molecular function (GO): transaminase activity; pyridoxal phosphate binding
Source: RefSeq, a predicted model, not a curated record
AUGUCUGCCUCAGCCCCAUCUCCCCCCAGCUCUCCACCGUACUCCCAGCAGCCGCCUUUCGGUCUGCCUGCCCCUCUCGACAAAGAUGGAGAUGCCGAGAGCGAGUAUGACGAGACGCUCAUGUCUUGUUUCGGCACCAUCUCCAUCUCCAGCGUCGCUACUCCUGAGAGGAGCAUUGCUGGUGCCCAGAAGGACUAUCCAGGCCCCCAUUUCAGCUCUCGAGCCACCACGGGCCCGGACGCUGGACCUCUUAUCGACAGAUUCUCGUGUUUGUUCAAGAACCAGUAUGAUGCAGACACCAAUCCGCACGGUAUUGUAUCUUUGGGGGUCGCCGAGAACUUUUUGAUGCAGCAAGAGUGUUUCGAGAUCUUCACCAGCGCUCUCAAAAACAUGACACCCCUCGACCUCUCUUAUGGCGAUUCACUCUGGGGAAGCAGGCGGAUCAACAAGGCCUUGAGUGGCUUCUUGAAUGACUACUUUCAUCCUGUCACGGAAAUCAAGCCUGACCACCUCAUCACCGGGGUCGGAUGCUCGGCUGUCCUUGAUCAGCUCUUCUACACGCUUCUGGAUGAGGGCGAUGCUAUAUUGGUUGCUGCACCCUACUAUACAGGAUUCGACAGAGACCUGAUCAGCCGCGGCAAAGUCAAGCUCAUUCCAAUCCACCUUCCUAUUGAAAGAACUUUCACUCCUGAAGGGCUCGAAUUAUUUGAAGCCAAAUACGAAGAGCUCAAGAAGGAAGGCACCAGAGUUCGUGCCGUGAUUGUCUGCAAUCCACAAAACCCCAUGGGCCGACCAUACCCCCGCGAGACUCUUCUGGCUUACGCAAGGUUCUGUGAGGAGAAGGAUCUGCACUUGGUAUCUGAUGAGAUUUACGGGAUGAGUGUGUAUGAGAACGCGAAGUACCCGGGGGCUGUUCCCUUUACUAGUUUCUUGUCUCUGGACUCGGACAAAGAGCUUCCUGGUAUCACCUUUGAGAAAGCCAGACUCCACGUGGUCUAUGGCAUGGGCAAAGAUUUCUGUGCCAACGGUUUCCGGAUCGGCGCCCUCAUCACCCCUGCCAACCCCACUCUCAUCCGUACCAUGGCCAACACUUCUAAGCUCAUGAAGCUCUCCUCCCCUGCAGACAUCAUCUGGUCGUCUCUUCUUAACGACAAGAAGACUUUGAGCAACUUUCUCAAGACGAACAAGGAGAGGCUCGGAGAGGCACAGGCGUUUGUGAGAAAUUGGUUUGAGGAGAGGGGAGUGGUCGUCGCGGACAGCAAUGCAGGCAACUUUGUAUGGGUCAACAUUGGCGAGAGACUUGGCGGUAUUGACAUCGCUACUGAAAAGAACAUCUUCCAGAAACUUCUCGACUCUGGCGUUUAUAUCGGCCCGGGAACGGCGUACCACUAUGAUGUUCCGGGGUGGUAUCGCAUCACGUUCUCGGUGGCUAGAAAGAAUCUGUUGACGGGAUUGGAAAGGAUUGAGCGGAUCUUGGGCUUUCAACCCCUCAAAAAGUAG